This is a messenger RNA of Morone saxatilis (striped sea-bass), 1434 nucleotides long. Its product is annotated as kelch-like protein 25. Gene Ontology annotation, molecular function: protein binding. NCBI's taxonomy places the organism in Eukaryota, Metazoa, Chordata, Actinopteri, Moronidae. The record is from RefSeq and is a predicted model, not a curated record.
GUUUGGCCAUGGUUCAGCUGAGUUGGAGAAUAGUCUGUAUGUUGUUGGAGGUCAUACAGCCAUAGCCGGAGUUUUUCCUGCCUCACCAUCUGUUUCCCUAAAACAGGUGGAGCGGUAUAACCCUCUCAGUAAUAAAUGGACUAUGAUGGCUCCUUUAAGAGAUGGAGUCAGUAAUGCAGCCGUGGUCAGUGCCAAACUCAAACUGUUUGUUUUUGGAGGGACCACCAUACACAGAGACAAGGCUUCCAAGGUCCAAUGCUACGACCCUCUGGGAAACCGUUGGAAUAUUGCGGCUGAAUGCCCACAGCCAUGGCGCUACACAGCGGCUGCUGUCUUAGGGAGCCAGAUCUUCAUCAUGGGUGGCGACACUGAAUUUACAGCUGCCUCUGCUUAUCGCUUUGACUGUGAAACCAAUCAGUGGACUCGGGUUGGCGACAUGACGUCUAAACGGAUGAGCUGCCAUGCUGUGGCCUCAGGAAAUAAGUUGUAUGUGGUUGGAGGUUAUUUUGGGACGCAGCGGUGUAAAACAUUGGAUUGUUACGACCCCACAUCAGAUAGUUGGAACUCCAUCACCACUGUGCCUUAUUCACUGAUCCCCACCGCCUUUGUCAGCACUUGGAAACACUUACCUGCCUAACAGGGAGACACCAGGAGGCAGCCAUUCCAGGUACAUUCUAAGUGACACUAAGUGAUCAGUGGGUAUUUGCACAUACGUAUGGCCAGCUCUCAGACUGAACCCAAUGCGAAUUUUCUUGCAUUACAGUACCCUCCAGAGUUAUUGCCACGCUUUGGUUGAAAUGAGCAAAAUUACAUUAGAAAAUAUGUGUUUUUUUUAUCCUCAUGAUCUUUCAUUCAAAAUAUUCUAUAAUUCAAAAAAUGUUAAUUAUGUAAUUAAUUAAUUGAAGUAACAUAACUGAAAGAAACAUUAAAUUCUUAUCAUUUAACAAAUAUUUUUCUCAAAAAUAUGUGUGCCGCAAUUAAACCAUCCUCCCUUUGCUAAGAUAACAGCUUUAAGUCCUGUCCUAUAAUGCAUGAUUAAAAUACUCGAAGACGAAAAACCCGUACAGAAUCUCUUUCCAGAGCCUUCAGAUUCCAAGGUCAAUGCUUGUGGACUCUUCUCUUAUUCUGCGGUCCUUGGAACAAAAAUAGCCUCACAAGGGAUAGAUCUACCAUGAUACUUCACAGUGGGUAUGUGUGGCUUUUCUGUACAAUCUUAAUUAAAGCUGCAAGCAACGAUGCCAUAGCAGUCCAAGCAAGUCAGGGCGUGCUGCAGUAGUAUCAUCUGUCAGCAUAUUAUUCAGCGCCGCAUCGCCCCACGCCGUAUCACCCCACCCCCAUACCCUUAUCGUUGAAAGCCGAGGGAGACCACUCUGUCGUCACGCAUUUCAGACACCAUGCAAAAGACUUAAGCAUUCAAAACUUAACGUAAAUCAG